AUGAAACCACUACUCACGUGGUUUUUCCGCCGUGACACAAUCAAAAACGGUUUAGAUAACCCAUAUCACGGAUCUUUUCCAGUAGUUAAACGUGGAGACAAAACAUUUGUCGUCCGUGUAAACGGAAAAGAAGUAACAAUUUCCAUCGAUAGAUUGAAACCUGCGUAUGAGGUCAACGUAAAUCAAGAACCAGAGAAAAUUACACUGUCCACAGAAACAAACACCGACAACAAUUUUAAGAACAACAGACCCAAGAGACAAACAAGAUUUACGGGAAGUUAUCAAGCAAGUGUUAGUUAA
Diabrotica balteata is the source of this 300-nucleotide messenger RNA. The record is from the annotation of a GenBank genome assembly. NCBI's taxonomy places the organism in Eukaryota, Metazoa, Arthropoda, Insecta, Coleoptera, Chrysomelidae.